CCGCGAGUAGAACGUAGAGCGGAUAUCUCGCUUGCUGUUAUCACCUACCACCACCAACACCAUGAACGCAUCCGACCCAUUCGUGAUAACCUCCCGCGAGAGGCUCAAGUACGAGGACCAGUUCAAAUCGCUUCAACCGGUCGAUGGUGUCGUGACGGGUGGACAGGCCAAAGGAUUUUUCCUGCAGAGCCAACUGCCUCCUCAGAUACUCGGUCAGAUAUGGGCUCUCGCCGAUACGGAUGCCGAUGGGCGUAUGACGCUUGGUGAAUUCAGUAUUGCCUGCAAACUGAUCAAUUUGAAGUUACGUGGAUUUGAAGUUCCAAAGGCACUUCCUCCGACACUGGUCGCAUCGCUCACUGCCGUUGGUGGAACACCGAUUCUCACUCCCACUUCCGGGCUGAGCCCGCUCGAUCCACUGAAAUCACUGUCCGGUUCAAUUGCGGCCGUACCACAUGCUGUUCCACAGGUGCAGCAGCCACCCAUGAUGGCUCCCCAUGCAGCCGGCAUCGUUCCGCACGCUGUAGUGCCUCCGCUGAUGAACAAUCAAAUGGUUGCGUCCCAGGUUCCGAUGAUGGGUGGUGGUGUGGCCCCUCCAAAACCGGCCCUUCCACCACAACCAUUAAUCGGUGUAACUGCACAGGCUCCUCUCAUCCCAAUGGGGCAACAGCCACUGAUUCCGGGAGUACCGACCAUUCCGGGCAUGGCACCAGCACCAGCUGUAAUGCAACAACCGCUGAUCGGAGGAUUAGUAGGAGCUGGCCCAACCAUUCCACCGACCGCUGCUGUAAAGCCACUGAUAGAUCCACUUGGAAGCGUUGGUGCGGUGCCAUUGGUGGCCGGUGUAGCACCGGUCGUUCCGGCACCGCCAACACCGCCUCAUUCCGGUGGUGGCACACCAGCUCGCUCGAUGUCAAUCUCGGAACGGGCUCCUUCCAUUGAAUCUCCUGGACAAGUCGAGUGGGCAAUCAAGGGUCCUGCGAAGCUGAAGUACACUCAGCUUUUCAACACGACCGAUCGGAACCGUAGCGGUUUCCUUACCGGACCGCAGGCACGCAACAUUAUGGUCCAAACCAAACUGCCGCAGGCAAUGCUCGCGCAAAUUUGGGCACUGGCCGACAUGGACACGGAUGGUCGGCUGGGCUGUGAAGAGUUCGUACUGGCAAUGUAUUUGUGUGACAUGGCAGCUGCCGGCGAGAAAGUUCCCACCACGCUGCCACCCGAGCUGGUGCCACCUUCAUUCCGCAAGGCUUCGUCGCGGCAUGGUUCAGUGGUAGGUUCACGCCACGGAUCCGUAUCAUCACAGGGAGCACCGGUGCAUGCUGCGGUUGAGCUUGAUCCUCUGUCGGGUUUACCACAAACAUCAUUCGAAGAUAAGCGUAAGGAAAACUUUGACAAAGGUCAGGCAGAACUGGAACGGCGAAGGAAAGCGCUGAUGGAUAUUCAAAAGAAGGAACAAGAGGAACGUGAACGCAAAGAACGCGAAGAACAAGAAAAGAUCCGUAAGGCCAAGCUGGAGGCAGAACUGAAGAAGCAACAGGAGCUGGAGAAAGAAUUGCAGCGCCAACGUGAACUUGAACAGGAGCGAGAGGAGCAACGCAAACGAGAGCUCGAAAAGAAGGAACUUGCACGAAAAGAACUAGAAAAGCAACGUCAGCUCGAAUGGGAAACACAGAAGAUCGCCGAAAUGCAGCAGCACCGACAGCGUGAACAGGAAAACGUACUCAAGCUAAAGGCACAAAAUCAAUCGUUAAGCGUCGAGUUGAGCACGUUCAACGAGCGCAUUAAGGAGUUGUCGCAAAAGAUCUGCGACACGCGUGUUAAUGUCACGAACGUUAAAAGUACGAUCGACGGUAUGCGUACAACGCGUGACACACAAAUGGCUGAAAUGAAUCAGCUGAAGGCAAAGGUAAAGGAACAGAACCAGAGGUUGGUGCAGCUGAGCCAGGAGAAAGCUAAGCUGGAUGCGAAGAGCAAAUCAGGCGAAACGGAAAGUCAGCUACAGUUUACUAACAAACAGAUCGUCAUACAGCAGCUCAAGGACAAGCUAGAAAACACCAAGCAACAGAUUGAGAACAAAACGACGGACAUAAAUCUGAACCGUGAACAGCUGAUCGAGCUGAAGUCCCAACUUACAGAUCUAAUUGAUGCCUGCGAGAAGCUGUAUGGUGAAUACGAUAUGCAGAGAAUUCAGAUCUUGGAGAUGAAGAACAAUCGUAAAAACGAAUCGUACACUAGCGCAUGGGAUACAUCAAACUCGUGGGCCACUUCGGAUACUGCAACGCACGCGGUAACCAACAGCGAACCUACACCGGUGGCCGGCAUCACUGCCAGGGCUGGCGACGAUGUGCAAACGCCGCCAGGCUACAUGAAGUAUCGUGCGAUUUACGAGUUUAGCGCCCGAAACAGCGACGAAAUUUCAUUUCAACCUGGUGAUAUUGUGAUGGUACCGCUAGAGCAGAAUGCCGAGCCCGGAUGGUUGGCAGGUGAAAUAAACGGCCAUACCGGUUGGUUUCCGGAAUCGUUUGUUGAAAAGGUCGAUAGCAAUCUGAACGUAGUGGAAGCACCAGCCCCAGAAACGAUAGCUUACAGUGAGCCGGCAGCGGACUUCACGACCGCACCAGUUGACGAUUACGAGCCGGCGAACGAUAAUACAGAGGCUACGUGCAACGGUGACGUUGAAUAUUAUGUCGCAUGCUACGCUUACCAAUCGGCCGAAGCAGGUGAUCUUGUGUUCGAUGCAGGUGAAACGAUCGCCGUGUUAAAGAAGGAGGGCGAUUGGUGGACCGGCACAAUUGGCAAUAGGACUGGCAUUUUUCCUUCGAACUACGUGCAAAAACAGGAAGGCGAGACAAUGAACGGAAACCAGGCGACAUAUAACGAGCAACCUGCGCACCAGGAACCGGAACAACAUCAGCCACAACCAGCGCAAACGUACGAGCAAGAGAUUAAGCGCAAGCAAUCAACCACCGCCGCCGGUAGUAAUACUCAGGACGCCGAGGAUGCACGAAAUCAGGCCGAGCUCGAUUCGGAAGUGUCACAGAUCAAUACUCAACCACCGUCAGGUGCGGCAGCCAACGAAGAAAACAUUCGUUACUCCUCCAUGUCCAUGACAUCGGCCACGCCCAGUCUCAGGCGGAAGGGCGAAGUCGCACAGGUGAUUGCACCGUACGAAGCGACCAGCUCCGAGCAGCUGUCACUACAGCGUGGUCAGCUAAUAAUGAUAAGAAAAAAGACCGAUUCCGGUUGGUGGGAAGGUGAAUUACAGGCAAAAGGACGUCGCCGCCAGAUUGGGUGGUUCCCGGCGACUUACGUUAAGAUAUUGCAGGGUGGUCGAAACAGUGGCCGCAAUACGCCCGUGUCAGCGAGCAAGGUAGAACUGACGGAAACUAUUCUUGACAAAGUCAUCGCACUGUACCCGUACAAAGCACUGAACGACGACGAGCUGUCCUUUGAGAAGGACGAUAUCAUUAGCGUGCUCGGCCGGGAUGAGCCGGAGUGGUGGCGCGGCGAACUGAACGGUACUACCGGUCUGUUUCCGAGCAAUUACGUCGGCCCGUUCGUGUCGUCCGGCAAUGUAUAACGGGCAGCAGGGCUUUCCGCAACUUUCACCAAAGCCCAUAAUGACGCGUUAAAUCGAGGCGGCUUAGUCCGUGGUUUCGCUUGGUGUACCGAUCCCGGUACCGCCAGCAGCAUUAGCCGCAACCUUUGUCAGACGGAUUAUGGCUACAACGACGAAUACAGACAACCAGCAGACGGUGCGGAGGACGAUCGACACAACAACAACAACAAUAAGCGAUACCACAACAAUAAAAUCAAUAAUUAUAAAGCUAAUUAUAAUAACAAUAACUGUAAUAACGAAAAUACUAAGAGUAACGAUAACGAUAUUAACCAAUGCAACAAUAA
Messenger RNA from Anopheles maculipalpis, 3903 nucleotides. It is a transcript of the gene Dap160, whose product is annotated as intersectin-1. Gene Ontology annotation, cellular component: intracellular vesicle; cytoplasm; plasma membrane. Lineage: Eukaryota; Metazoa; Arthropoda; Insecta; Diptera; Culicidae. Gene Ontology annotation, molecular function: calcium ion binding; molecular adaptor activity; protein binding. The transcript has 14 exons. Gene Ontology annotation, biological process: endosomal transport; clathrin-dependent synaptic vesicle endocytosis. The record is from RefSeq and is a predicted model, not a curated record. The coding region runs from base 62 to 3580 and encodes 1172 amino acids.